GUUGGUGUCUUGUCUCCCAAGCAGAGUAGACUCUCAUUUUCACAUAAAAAGAUACCAAAUUUUCGUUCUGGGCUUAUUGGUUAUCUGAUUGCCCACAUCGUCACUUCCCAAAAGCUUUCGUCUUUCCUCCAAAUCUGAUACCAAAGUUGCAAUCUUUCUGCGUUUGGGUAUAUUGUUAGUCCCGAGACACAAUGAUAUUCUCCAAGCUCGCUCGAUCCGCUCGCUCUAAGGGAUUGGUGGUACACGGCGGUGGUGUGAGAUCGGCGAUUAUAAGCGAAUGGAGGGUUCGAGCGCCGUCGGGUGCGGCAAAUGAGGUGGAAGGUGGAUUAGGGUUUCUGAGGCGGCGGUUUGCUUCUUUAGCUGCUCAUAAAGGAGUAGUGGAUGCCAAUGAUUUGAGCCGCGUUUUCGCUAACCCUAGAUUGCGUCGCUUCUUCUCUACCCAAGCCCCUAAGAAGAAUAAGAAGACGAAGAAUUACGAGAACUAUUAUCCCAAAGACGCUAAGAAAGCUCCCAAGAAUGAGCACAAAUCCGAAUCCAGAGAGGGUUCAAAGAAGAGUGAGAAUGAGAAUGCUGGGGACUUUAACACAAAGGAGUUCCAAAAUUUGUUAGUUCCUCUGAUGGCCAUUGCUCUAAUCCUUUCCUCCUUUUCCCUUGGUUCCCGAGAACAGCAACAGAUUAGUUUCCAGGAGUUCAAAAACAAGCUCCUCGAGGCUGGUCUAGUUGACCACAUAGACAUUUCUAACAAAUCAGUCGCUAAAGUCUACGUGAGGAGUUCACCGAAGAGCCAAACCGAAGAAGUCGUUCAAGGUCCUGGCGCCAAAGGUCGUGGUGGUCAGUAUAAGUACUACUUUAACAUUGGUAGCGUUGAAUCGUUCGAGGAGAAACUCGAAGAGGCUCAAGAAGCGUUAGGCGUUGAUUCCCAUGACUUUGUCCCCGUCACCUACGUCUCUGAAAUGAUCUGGUACCAGGAACUGCUGAGGUUUGCGCCGACUUUACUUCUCUUGGGUACGCUGGUUUACGGGGCGAGACGGAUGCAAGGUGGAUUGGGAAGUGUAGGAGGACCUGGUGGGAAAGGUGGCCGUGGGAUUUUCAAUAUAGGGAAAGCUCAGAUAACGAGAGCUGAUAAAAACUCCAAGAAUAAGAUAUACUUUAAAGAUGUAGCUGGAUGUGAGGAGGCUAAGCAAGAGAUAAUGGAGUUUGUGCAUUUCCUUCAGAACCCAAAGAAGUAUGAAGAUUUAGGAGCUAAGAUCCCAAAAGGUGCGCUUUUAGUAGGCCCACCAGGGACUGGGAAGACCCUUCUAGCAAAAGCUACGGCUGGAGAAUCAGCUGUGCCGUUUCUGUCCAUAUCUGGUUCAGACUUCAUGGAGAUGUUCGUUGGUGUUGGACCUUCCAGAGUGAGAAACUUGUUCCAAGAGGCUAGACAGUGUGCACCUAGCAUUAUAUUUAUAGACGAGAUCGAUGCCAUUGGCCGUGCGAGAGGACGUGGAGGUUUCUCCGGUGGAAACGAUGAGCGUGAAAGCACUCUCAAUCAGCUCCUGGUUGAGAUGGAUGGGUUUGGUACUACUGCUGGUGUCGUCGUGCUAGCUGGGACCAACAGGCCGGAUAUUCUCGAUAAAGCCUUGUUAAGGCCCGGCCGGUUUGAUCGUCAGAUAACGAUAGACAAGCCUGAUAUUAAAGGGCGUGACCAGAUAUUCCAGAUAUACUUGAAGAAGAUUAAGCUAGAUCAUGAGCCUUCUUAUUUCUCGCAGAGGCUUGCAGCACUCACUCCUGGCUUUGCUGGAGCUGACAUUGCGAAUGUGUGUAACGAGGCGGCUCUUAUUGCUGCUAGGCAUGAAGGAGCGACGGUGACAAUGGCUCACUUUGACUCUGCUAUCGAUCGUGUUAUUGGAGGUCUGGAGAAGAAAAACAGAGUAAUAAGCAAACUGGAGCGACGUACAGUUGCGUAUCAUGAAUCUGGCCAUGCGGUUGCUGGGUGGUUUCUGGAACAUGCAGAGCCAUUGCUAAAGGUGACUAUCGUACCUCGUGGCACAGCAGCGCUUGGGUUUGCGCAGUAUGUUCCAAAUGAGAACUUGCUGAUGACCAAAGAACAACUCUUCGACAUGACUUGCAUGACUCUCGGCGGCCGUGCUGCUGAACAGGUAUUGAUUGGAAGAAUCUCGACUGGUGCUCAGAACGAUCUGGAGAAGGUGACCAAGAUGACGUACGCGCAAGUAGCCGUUUACGGAUUCAGCGACAAGAUAGGAUUACUUUCAUUCCCGCAGCGAGAAGACGAGUUCUCCAAACCAUACAGCAACAGAACCGGUGCUAUGAUAGACGAAGAGGUCCGAGAAUGGGUGGCCAAAGCUUACAAGCGAACGGUCGAGCUCGUAGAAGAACACAAAGAGCAAGUGGCGCAGAUCGCUGAGCUACUGCUAGAGAAGGAGGUUCUGCAUCAGGACGAUCUUACUAGAGUUUUGGGUGAGCGUCCGUUUAAGUCUGGUGAGACAACGAACUACGACAGGUUUAAAUCUGGAUUCGAAGAGACGGAUAAGGAGUCUGUGACGGUGAAGCCUGUUGAGGAUGAUGGAGCUCCUCCACCGCUUGAGCCACAGGUGGUUCCAACAUAAAGACACCAAAAUGGUUACUAAAAAUGUAAAUUUCAUCGAAGGUAAUAAAGUGAACACGAUAAUGUAUCUUCUUCAUGUUUUGAACUAAACAUAAGGAAGGAAGAAGCAAUAAUGCUUUGAUUUGGUUAAAAGGCUCCAAUAUUUUUUUCUUUGGACUGAGGCUUUCUAUUAAGCUCCAAUGUUAUAAAAAUCUAUUAUGUAAUGAUUUUUUUUUAAAAUCCAAUUUAAUCACUUCA
This is a messenger RNA of Raphanus sativus (radish), 2842 nucleotides long. Its product is annotated as ATP-dependent zinc metalloprotease FTSH 10, mitochondrial. NCBI's taxonomy places the organism in Eukaryota, Viridiplantae, Streptophyta, Magnoliopsida, Brassicales, Brassicaceae. Gene Ontology annotation, molecular function: metalloendopeptidase activity; ATP-dependent peptidase activity; ATP binding. The transcript is spliced from 8 exons. Bases 192 to 2606 code for a protein of 804 amino acids. Gene Ontology annotation, cellular component: m-AAA complex; chloroplast thylakoid membrane. The record is from RefSeq and is a predicted model, not a curated record. Gene Ontology annotation, biological process: mitochondrial protein processing; protein-containing complex assembly.